Molecule: messenger RNA, 663 nt
Organism: Octopus bimaculoides (California two-spot octopus)
Lineage: Eukaryota; Metazoa; Mollusca; Cephalopoda; Octopoda; Octopodidae
Source: RefSeq, a predicted model, not a curated record
AUGACAACCAGCAUGAGGGUUCACAUUCAUGGUGACCCGUUAGCCGCACAGUUCUCCAACAAGUUACUUGACAUUGGAAAUGGAAAACUUCCACAAGAUCCAGAAGAUAAUCUGCAUCAUCUCCCAUGUGGCAAUAUGACUGCCUCCCUUGAAGAACUAAAGAGCAAGGUGUUUCCAAACAUUGCCACAAACUACAAAAGUCAGAGGUGGCUAUGUGAAAGAACAAUUCGGGCACCAAGGAAUGUUUCUGUAGACAAGCUGAAUUUAAAUUUGUUAACUCAGCUUCCAGGACCUGAAUGUUCAUACAGAUCAAUUAACUCUGUCCCUGAUCAACAACAGGCAACACAUUACCCAGUGGAGUUCCUCAAUUCACUUCAGCCACCAACAUUUCCACCACACAUUCUGAUCGUGAAAAUAGGUGCUCCCAUAAUGCUAUUAAGAAACCUUGAUGCACCCAGACUCUGCAAUGGAACAAGAUCUUCCAAGGAAGAUAAAAUGCUAACACAAGAAUUUAAAGGAUGUGUAGUCAUUGUUACUAUAGAAUACAGCAAUUUAGAAAUUGCCAACUUUCUAAAUGUUGCAGGGUUCUUUGUACACAAAGUUCAGAUAGAAUUGAAACUGGUAGCCACUGGUGGGAAUGUUUCAGUUGCAUCAAAAAAAUAA